This is a messenger RNA of Laccaria bicolor S238N-H82, 725 nucleotides long. RefSeq lists its product as uncharacterized. Lineage: Eukaryota; Fungi; Basidiomycota; Agaricomycetes; Agaricales; Hydnangiaceae. The transcript is spliced from 5 exons. The record is from RefSeq and is a predicted model, not a curated record. Bases 10 to 453 code for a protein of 147 amino acids.
CACCCCACCAUGACUGCCGUCCGUAGUCCUCUCUCAGUUGUAUUUCUGUUGCACAUUGCGCUGGAGAUACCGGUCGCUAUCCAAGGCAUAUGGUCACCUGCCAGUUUACCUUUCCUGCAGCUCAACAACACUGCGAUUGUACUCCUCAAGUUGUACGCCACUCUCGUACUGGCGACGUGCAUAACAUCCCUGUUAUGUUUCUCGCUCCCAGAAUUCCUUCCGGGUAAACGUGCCCUGGCAAUUGGCCUCUGCGUAUACCACAGCGCAGCCUCCACCGUCCUCUUUCAAGCUCCCCGCUUCAUCCCCCAUUCAUUUGGUCCAUUCAUGGAAUCCUUCAAAGUUACACCGGAAAUUGUGUGGGGUGUAUGUCAUGGCUUCCUUGGACUUGGGAUGGUUGUAUGGUGGCAGGGCACGGUGCACCUGGCGGCCAUGGCCAGAACUGCGGGACGCUAAUGGAAAGAUGGACCAUAGUAAUCAGUUACAGAUGGUCUCCCUGCCUGAAAACCGGAUGCUUGUUCGUACAGCGAGGCGUAGAGUGAAGUUGGUUGGGCAUGGCGAAAACACUGGUUUAAUUUACAUUUCUAGACCUUAUGGGAAGUCCAUUAUCUCUCUCGCAACCUCUCGGCGUGUUCUGUGAGUCUGUUGGCUUUGCUCCCAUAUGCCUUAUAUUUCUACACAAGAAUCGACUACGCAAUGCGCAUCCUAAGGCCUGCAUUGUCCUUUCG